AUGUCGGAUUCCGCUUCUGGUUCUACCGUAAACAUUAAAACGGAAAUUGUUCGUCUCGUUGAGAUUCAAGGAGAGAAGGCUGAAUUACUUUCCUACUUCACUAAGCAUAAAGAUCAGCAAGAUGAUGCGUUGUCAGAUCUUAAUUGUUUUGAUACGAAUGAAAAUAAACUUGCUUAUCUUAGAACUUUCUUGAAGCCUGUCCUGAAAGGAACUGCUGAUUCUGUAUAUUUAUUCAUAGACAAUUCGAACGUAUAUAUCCAAGGAAAGAAAGAGACAGCCAGGCGUGAAGCUGUAGAUGAACAUCUGGUUCAAAUCGAUUAUGGUAAAUUAGUUGAAACGGCUCAAGAUGGUCGACAUAUGGGUGCUGUUCCUGUUGUUGUGGGAUCGAUUCCUCCUCCUGAAGAUACAAUAUGGGCAAAGCUUAGGAAUCUCGGAUAUAGUGUAACCGUAUUUGAGCGAAAUUUUUUAAAUAGAGAAAAAGAGGUCGAUUCGGAAGUCUCUUUACGUAUUAGUGACACAAUCCACGAUUAUAUGCCCGGUACGGUGAUAUUAAUCGCCGGAGAUGGUGACUACGGUCCGAUAUUUAGACGAGUGCUUGACAAAAAUUGGACAAUUGAGAUCUGGUUUUGGACCGAUGGAAUGGAUUUCGAUUAUCCUGAAUACAGAACAGCAAUUUCUACACGAACCACCAUUAUAAAUCUGGACGAUUUUUACAAGAAAUUCAUGUAUGCUUGUGGAUAUAAUGGAAUUUCGGAAACAAAGUGGCUUCAAAUUUUUACAGACCUAGUUGAGAAUAGUGACAUAAUGAAAUGUUACGUAGAAUUAGACUUGUUCGGUUGGUGGUACAGACCAAAGUCGGACUCUUUGAAAUUGUAUGUUAGAAAUUAUUCUCAAUGGGAACAACUGAAAAAUUUGAUAACGCGCAAAUAUCCUAAUGCUAGAGAAUUAAACAAUGAAGUAUUUUUUCUUGAAAGCAAUACUUUCUUCAAAAUGUAUUAUCACCUUAAACGUAAGGUUAAUUCCGUCUGUCCGAAGUAUUCGGAUUAG
Messenger RNA from Funneliformis mosseae, 1047 nucleotides. The record is from the annotation of a GenBank genome assembly. Lineage: Eukaryota; Fungi; Glomeromycota; Glomeromycetes; Glomerales; Glomeraceae.